This is a messenger RNA of Carassius carassius (crucian carp), 1779 nucleotides long. RefSeq names its product ornithine decarboxylase antizyme 2-like. NCBI's taxonomy places the organism in Eukaryota, Metazoa, Chordata, Actinopteri, Cypriniformes, Cyprinidae. Gene Ontology annotation, biological process: positive regulation of protein catabolic process. Gene Ontology annotation, molecular function: ornithine decarboxylase inhibitor activity. Gene Ontology annotation, cellular component: cytoplasm; nucleus. The record is from RefSeq and is a predicted model, not a curated record.
AGCGCGGACGGUGUUUAGUCGCGUCUCCGCCUCCGCGCUGCUCACUUUCUGCCGACUGCAGUCGAGCACACACAGCCACCGUGAACUCUUCCGAGGCCGGAUGGUAAAAUCCAACCUCCAGCGGAUCCUAAACAGUCAUUGCUUUGCCCGCGAGAAAGAAGGAAAUAAACCGUGUGAGACUAGCAUCAUCAUGGAGGCACUCAGUAACAGUAUUAACGACAUGAUGGGGAGUCUGUCGCUGUGCUGUAGUAGUUCCACUGGUCCGGGGCCUCUGUGGUGUUCCGAUGUCCCUCACCCACCUCUGAAGAUCCCAGGUGGGCGAGGGAAUGGAGCACGGGAUCACGCAUCCACCACAGCACCACCACAGCAGCAGCAGCUGUACUCCGACAGGAAGUUGACUGUGACCGAAGAGCCCGCUGGGGCCGGUCGCCCCCGGAUACUGCACUUCCAGAGCCGGCCCACCGUUUCCCGGGUGAUCCAAUGGGAGGCGGUGCUUCGAGGCCCCGCCCUGUUUGUGGAGCUUCCCUGCGAACCGUUUCCAGAGGGCAGCAAAGAGAGCUUCGUCUCUCUGCUGGAGUUUGCUGAAGAACAUCUGAAGGUCAUCAGUGUGUUCGUCUGCUUCUAUAAGAACAGAGACGACCGAGUGAAACUGAUGCGUACGUUCAGCUUCCUGGGCUUUGAGAUGGUGAAACCGGGCCACGCUCUGGUCCCCGCUCGACCUGACGUUCUCUUCAUGGCCUACAACUUUGACAGGGAUUCCUCGGAUGAAGACUAGCCUCCUCUCAUUCCUCUGAGACGCUCUCCGUCUGCAGCGUGUGGACCGCUCGGAUCGUCUACAGCUUCAGACGGAGCUCAGCGUCCAGACCGUGCUGUUCUCCGCUUGCUUUCAACGCCCUUGGUUUGAUUUUCUGGAGUCUACAAAAGCUCAUUUCUGUGUUUUUGGAUGUUCUGCUCUUCAAGGUUAAUAAUAAGUGUACUCUGUUUUGGCGCACAAGUUGUGAUUAAUUAGUGUAAUCAACUGUGCUAUUUUAACUGUGAAUAUUACCUCAAAUGUGUUUUUAACACACUAUAUAACUGUAUUUAAUCACUAUUUAUAGUGCACUAGUGAAUGAAAGAUGGGUGACUAAAUGCACUUCUAAUUCAGAGAGUUUGUUAAAAGCACAUUUUAGUUCUUAUUCCUGACAUCCCUAAACAGCACAGUUGAGUACACACACACUGCAAAAAAUGAUUUUCUUUCUUAGUAUUCUUUUUGUUUUGUUUUUUUAGUAUAAAUAUCUAUAAGUUCUUGAAUCCGGAUGCAUUUACUUGGAGUAAAAUGACUGUUUUCUGAAAAUAUUAUCCAAAUUAGGUUAGUUUCUGCCUAAAACGAGCAAAAGUAUCCACCGAUGGAGUAAGAAAAAUCCUCUUAAAUCAAAGGCCAAACCCGGUGAUUUUUCUUACCCCAUUGGUAAGGUUUUUCUCUUCUGUUUGACGUUUAUGGUCAGUUUUUACCUCGGAGUGUGUUGUUUGUUACACAUGUUCUGGAGUGAUGAAUCGGGAGCAUGUGAUUGAUUGAUUUUCUCUCUGAAUGUGGUACAAACCCUGAAGUCGAGGCGUCCGAAGCGCUCUUCUCCAGCGGUCCUGUCCUGAUUGUGUACAUCAGAAGUGUUUAGUCUUUCACUCUUAUACUCGCGUUCCUCUCCAUACUUUAUUUUAUUUUCCACAUAGUUUUGAGCCUUUUUCUUCUCUGUAGUGGUACAUUAUACAGCUUCUGUGAUAAUAAAACCAUUAUUUAAAGAC